AUGACCUAUGCUCAAUUGGUCAUGAUACACUACUACAAGAAUAAACAAGACAGCAAGUCUCAGUGGACAGCAAUUGAUGACCGAUUACGCAUCCUCCAAGCUUCUUCGAAAGAAUUUCAACAGGUCUGCAGCCACGCACAGCUUGUGAUGGACAAAGACGACCAGCUUUUUCCGAACAAGAGGCACAUCACCCAAAUUAACAAGGAUGAGUUUACUGUUCCCACUCUUGAUGACGUGCAAGCCACAAUGGCUGCUGGGAAUGUGGCAAACCAUUCCGCUUAG
Puccinia graminis f. sp. tritici CRL 75-36-700-3 is the source of this 282-nucleotide messenger RNA. RefSeq lists its product as uncharacterized. The transcript is spliced from 2 exons. NCBI's taxonomy places the organism in Eukaryota, Fungi, Basidiomycota, Pucciniomycetes, Pucciniales, Pucciniaceae. The record is from RefSeq and is a predicted model, not a curated record. The coding region runs from base 1 to 282 and encodes 93 amino acids.